Molecule: messenger RNA, 1909 nt
Organism: Pseudophryne corroboree (corroboree frog)
Lineage: Eukaryota; Metazoa; Chordata; Amphibia; Anura; Myobatrachidae
Gene: CFAP206
Product: cilia and flagella associated protein 206
Exons: 12
Coding region: 142-1872 (576 amino acids)
Biological process (GO): regulation of flagellated sperm motility; regulation of cilium beat frequency; sperm axoneme assembly
Cellular component (GO): ciliary basal body; axoneme
Source: RefSeq, a predicted model, not a curated record
GACGCUACGUUAUAUCUCCAUGGUGACGGUCUAUAAACAAUCUGCGCCGACAAGUUCACUGAGCCGCACAGCUGACCUGGCUACCACUGUGACUAGCGAUUGCAUAUAGUAUACGGUGAUCUGUAUAUCAGCAUAGCUAAUAUGUCACACACUCAGGCUGAAAGUGUAAUAAAGAACAUUAUCCGGGAAAUUGCCCUAGAAUGUGCUGCAAAGGGUCAUACAGUAUCUGAAACAAUGGUUGCAUUUGUGGUGAAAGCUAUAGUGUUAGACCCGAGAAACGGAUUUAAUGUCGAUCGAACAUUAACAAAAAAUGAUGUACAGAAGCUGAUCAAGCUCUGUGUGGAGAGACUACUUGAUACAAGAAGCCCUUCUCUGGAAACGAUCAAGAUGCAAGUGUACUUUGACCUGAAUUAUACAAACAGAGGUGAGUUCCUGGAUGAACAUCAUCGGGUUCUGGAAUCAAGGCUUGCGUCUGUGCGCAGGGAGAUCACGGACAGCCGGGCUCGUACAGCGGAAGAAUUAGAAAGCUUAUAUCGCAAGAUUGUCAGCUAUGUGCUACUGAGAUCUGGCCUUGGAUCUCCGACUGAAAUCAAGGUGGUCAGGGAAGCCACAGCUGCUCUUCAGAGUGUAUUCCCACAUACAGAGCUUGGUACCUUUCUGUCUCUUGUAAAGAAAGACAAAGAACGUCAGCUGAAGGAACUCACCAUGAUUGUCACUGGAAUCAGAUUGUUCAACAAAGACUGUGGAAAAGGUGGCGAGGGCAUUGAUGAUUUGCCAAGUAUUCUGAAAGAGGCAAUACCUGCCACCACAAAGCAUAUUGAAUCAGAGCUGCAGUCAUGUCAGGAGAUGAUAUACAAGUACACAGCUGUCAUUGAAGAGAUGGACGAAAAAGCUGAAAAAAUUAAUCUGUUGAAUUUAACCCAGCUGAAAGAACUGCUUUUCAAUGCAAGGCAACAUGAGGUCUUUUUAAACAUCAUUCAGUCCGAUGUCAACACUUGUGCACAACAAAUGGAAAUGAUUGAUAAACACUAUGGAUCACUGAUUGAACAAUUAAGGACCACUGUACAGUCAAAGACAGCAAUUCCCACUGCACAAGUCUAUCCACUCUUUAUUUCACUGUCAAAGCUAUGGAACAACUUCCAGGAUGAGAUUGUAUUGUUAACUGUCCUUAGCAAUACGAGUGCAAACUUGCAGCCUUUUCUAGGACUCCAUGAAGAGCUCUUCCCCGAGCAUGUCAUCCAGCCGCUUCUCAGUGACAUAACCGUGAAAACUGAUGAAGAAAGGAUCAGAGAGAGCACAGGAAAUCCAAGCAUUGGUAUUCUAAAACACAGGGAAAGAUAUUAUGUUUUCAGCUCCAAGGAUGAUGCCUACAUGUUUGCGCAGGAUCCUGAUCACUACAUAAAUUUAAUUGGAGAGAAAGCUAAACAGUGUGCAGAAAUGAUACAGUUAUUGGAGUUGUACCAGCAGUUUGCAUCCAUCACUCCUUACUCACAGGGCCAUGCUGCUGAAAAGUUGCUGAUGAAACCAAUCACCAAAUGCAAUAGCGGCACACAAACUGAUACACAUAUUCUGGAAACCAACAUUGUCAAGUUAUAUGAGUGGAAUGAAUGGGAACUGAGGAGGAAAGCAAUUAAACUGACUAAUCUGCGGCAGAAAGUGACUCAUUCCAUGCAGACACAUUACAGCCACAUGAGAAGAGAAAACUUCACCCAGGUGUACCUACCAAAGCAAGUGGGCACACAGACAAAACGGGAUAACUCAAGCAACGUUCCAAAGCCACAGGUCUUUCUGUCAGGACUCCGUGGUUGUGGAUUAUCAAAACCUACAAACAUGGUUAAAGUGAAUCUAACAAGAGAUGUUGAGGAAUCUUAAAUUCAGCAAUAAAUAUUUUGGAAGUGUAAAUAUAAAA